UUCCAGCAUUAUCUCUCUGUUCACGUAUCAAUAUGUGUCCAGACAAUUUCUUUGGGCCACACGGCCAUUACGUUAAGAAGCAAGAAACUGAUAACGCCAGCAAGCAAGGAGGCCAGUGCACUGACCCUUGCCGAAACAGGCAUUGUUUCACGGGGAGAUAAGGGUCUCCCACCUCCAUGGGAGGGCCGCUGGAGUGACCAAUGAGCGUGGACAGGCACCAAGGUCCAUUCUCCUCUUCCUCUUUAUAAGCAGGGCUGCCAGGGCGAUGAGUCCAAACCUGCUCUGAGCGUUCACUGCAAGGAGCCUGAGCCUGCACCCUCCCGCACGAUGACGCUGACUCAAGCUGAGAAGGCCGCCGUGAUCGCCAUCUGGGCAAAGGUGGCUACCCAAGCCGAUGCCAUUGGGGCAGAAUCACUGGAGAGGCUUUUCUCCAGCUACCCGCAGACGAAAACCUACUUCCCUCAUUUUGAUCUCAGCCAAGGCUCAGCUCAGCUUCGUGGUCAUGGCUCCAAGGUCAUGAAUGCCAUCGGGGAGGCUGUGAAGCACAUUGAUGACAUUAGAGGCGCUUUGGCCAAACUCAGUGAGCUGCAUGCUUACAUCCUCAGAGUGGACCCAGUGAACUUCAAGCUGCUUUCCCACUGUAUCCUGUGCUCUGUGGCUGCCCGCUAUCCCAGUGACUUCACCCCAGAAGUUCACGCUGCGUGGGACAAGUUCCUGUCCAGUGUUUCCUCUGUCCUGACUGAGAAGUACAGAUAAACGGCCACCACAAAGGGUGAGGGAUGCACAUCCAUGGCGCACCACAGCUGCCAGGCUCUGGGGUAUUCACCUCUUCCUAUGCAGUCCUCUCAAAUCCCCUAUGCAGGGGCUUGGUCAU
Molecule: messenger RNA, 874 nt
Organism: Grus americana (Whooping crane)
Lineage: Eukaryota; Metazoa; Chordata; Aves; Gruiformes; Gruidae
Product: hemoglobin subunit pi-like
Exons: 3
Biological process (GO): hydrogen peroxide catabolic process; oxygen transport
Cellular component (GO): hemoglobin complex; blood microparticle; haptoglobin-hemoglobin complex
Molecular function (GO): iron ion binding; oxygen binding; organic acid binding
Source: RefSeq, a predicted model, not a curated record